ACGUGUCCCAGGUCUGUGUUCUCACCUGUGUCAGGUUUAGCCUCUCACCUGUGUCAAGUGCAGGCUUUAACCUGUCUCAGGUCUGUGCUCUCACCUGUCCCUGUAUCACCUCUGCGUUCUCACCUGUGUCAAGUUUAGCCUCUCACCUGUGUCAGGUACAGGCUUUCGCCUGUCCUUGUGUCAGGUCUGUGCUCUCACCUGUGUCAGGUGCAGGCUCUCACCUGUGUCAGGUCUGAGCUCUUACCUGUCUCAGAUCUGGGCUCUCGCCUGUCCCACGUCAGAGCUCUCACCUGUCCUAGGUCAGGGCUCUCACCUGUCCCAGGUUUGUGCUCUCACCUGUCCCAGCUCUGUGCUCUCACCUGUUCCAGGUUUGGGCUCUUACCUGUAUCAGCUCUGGGCUCUCACCUGUUCCAGGUUUGGGCUCUCACCUGUCCCAGGUUUGUGCUCUCACCUGUGUCAGCUCUGUGCUCUCAUAUGUCCCAGGUCAGGGCUCUCACCUGCGGCCGUGUCCCCCCCAGGUGCGGCCAUGGCGGGCGCGGCGCCCCCCGCAGGUGCCCCCGAGCACCCCUUCACCUGCCGGGAGUGCGGCAAAUCCUUCCGCUGGUCCUCGCGCCUGGCGCAUCACCUGCGCAGCCACACAGGUGAGCGCCCCUACAAGUGCCCCGAGUGCCCCAAGGCCUUCAAGGGCUCCUCUGCCCUCCUCUACCACCUGCGGGGCCACACAGGUGAGCGCCCCUACACCUGCGCCACCUGCGGCAAGAGCUUCAAGCGCUCCUCGCUGCUGCAGACUCACCUGCGCGUGCACACGGGGCUGCGCGCCUUCAGGUGCGCCCAGUGCGGCCUCACCUUCAAGUGGGCGUCGCACUACCAGUACCACCUGCGGCAGCACUCAGGUGAGCGGCCCUACCGCUGCCCCACCUGCCCCAAGGCCUUCAAGAACUCCUCCAGCCUGCGGCGCCACCGCCACACGCACACAGGUGAGCGCCCGCACACCUGCGACACCUGCGGCAAGGGCUUCGCCCAGGCCACCAACCUGCGGCAGCACCUGCGGGUGCACACGGGGGAGCGGCCAUACACCUGCGGCACCUGCGGGAAGAGCUUCACGCACUCGUCCAACCUGCACCUGCACCGGCGCACGCACGGCCCCGCCCCGCAGUGCCCCACCUGCGCCACGCCCUUGGCCUCGCCCACCUGCCCGCAGCGGCACCUGCAGGGCCCCGCCCGCCUGGCGCCGCCUCACCUGAGCCCCUCUGGAGGCGCUGGGGCUCACCUGUGCAGAGCAGGAGGUGACAGCCACGCCGGCCACGCCCCGGCCCCGCCUCACCGCUGCCUCACCUGCGGCAAGAGCUUCAAGAACAGCUCGGGGCUGGCGCGACACCUGCCCGGCCACGAGCGGCCCAGUGCCCCGCCCGUGCCAGGUGAGGCCGAGGCGCCGGCCCCGCCCGAGCGGCCGUACAGGUGCGGCGAGUGCGGCAAGGCCUUCAAGGGCUCCUCGGGGCUGCGCUACCACCUGCGCGACCACACAGGUGAGCGCCCCUACACCUGCGCCACCUGCGGCAAGAGCUUCAAGCGCUCCUCGCUGCUGCAGACUCACCUGCGCGUGCACACGGGGCUGCGCGCCUUCAGGUGCGCCCAGUGCGGCCUCACCUUCAAGUGGGCGUCACACUACCAGUACCACCUGCGGCAGCACUCAGGUGAGCGGCCCUACCGCUGCCCCACCUGCCCCAAGGCCUUCAAGAACUCCUCCAGCCUGCGGCGCCACCGCCACACGCACACAGGUGAGCGCCCGCACACCUGCGACACCUGCGGCAAGGGCUUCGCCCAGGCCACCAACCUGCGGCAGCACCUGCGGGUGCACACGGGGGAGCGGCCGUACACCUGCGGCACCUGCGGGAAGAGCUUCACGCACUCGUCCAACCUGCACCUGCACCGGCGCACUCACUCGGCGGCGCGGCCCUUCCGCUGCCCCACCUGUCCCAAGGCCUUCGUCAUGGCCGCCUACCUGCAGCGGCACCUGCGCACGCGGCCCCGCCCAGCGCCCCGCGGCGCUGCCGCACCUGGCGGUGCCGCACCUGUGCCCGCUGGCGCUUACCUGGUGCUGCCCGCCCCCGGCGGCGCCUCCCCCCAUAAGGUGCUGCUGGUGGCGGCCACGCCCGGCCACGCCCGGCCGCACCUGGCGCAGGUGGGCAGGGGGCAGCGCACCUGGCAGAGCGUCCUGCUCCUACCUGGGGCGGGGAGGGAGGGGGCGGCAGCGGGGGUGACAGGUGUAGGUGUGACAGGGGUGGCGGGUGUGACAGGUGUGACAGGGGUGACAGGUCUCACAGGUGUGACAGGGGUGGCAGGUGUGACAAGUGCAGGUGUGACAGGUAUGACAGGUGUUGGUGUCACAGGGGUCCCAGGUGUGACAGGGGUCACAGGUGUCACAGGGCUUACAGGUGUGGCAGGUGUAGGUGUGGCAGGUGUGACAGGUGUAGGGGUCCCAGGAGUCACAGGUGUGGCAGGUGUCACAGGGGUCACAGGUGUGGCAGGUGUCCAGCUCCAGGUGCUGCCGGUGGCCCCAGAAGUCACCAAUGUCCAGGUUCAGGGUGGGGAGGUGACAGGUGUGAUGGGUGUGGCAGGUGUGACAGGUGUGAGAGAUGUAGGUGUGACAAGUGCAGGUGUGACAGGUGUGACAGGUGCAGGUGUGACAGGUGUAGGUGUGGCAGCUCUCACAGGUUUCACAGGUGUGACAGGGCUGCAGCUCCGGGUGCUGCCAGUGCCCUCAGAAGUCACCAGCGUCCAGCUCCAGGCAGGUGAGGUCACCAACGUCCAACUCCAGGUGUUGCCACCACCACCUUCAGGUGGCACAGGUGUGCAGCUCCAGGUGCUGCCUGCACCACCUGAGGUCACCAGCGUCCAGCUGUGCACAGGUGAAGUGACCAAUGUCCAGCUCCAGGUGUUGCCACCAAGCCCAGGUGGCACAGGUGUGCAGCUCCAGGCAGGUGAGGUGACCAACGUCCAGCUCCAGGUGUUGCCACCACCACCACCUCAGGUCACAGGUGUGCAGCUCCAGGUGUUGCCACCAAGCCCAGGUGGCACAGGUGUGCAGCUCCAGGCAGGUGAGGUGACCAACGUCCAGCUCCAAGCCCUGCCGCUGACCUCAGGUGUCGCCAACGUUCAGCUCCAGGUGUUGCCACCACCCGCAGGUGGCACAGGUGUUCAGCUCCAGGUGUUGCCACCACCCGCAGGUGGCACAGGUGUGCAGCUCCAGGUGUUGCCAGCACCACCUGAGGUCACCAAUGUCCAGCUCCAGGGCACCGAGCUGCCCAGUGUCCACCUGGACAGUUCAGAACUGCCCGGUGUCCACCUGGAGACAAUGGAGGAGGUACCUGGUGCCCACCUGGACGUGUCAGAGGUGCCCGGUGUCCACUUGGACACCUCAGAGCUGCCCAGUGCUCACCUGGACACCACAGAGGUGACCGAUGUCCACCUGGACGUGUCAGAGGUGCCCGGUGUCCACCUGGAGACCUCAGAACUGCCCAGUGUCCACCUGGAGACUUCAGAGGUGACCAGUGUCCACCUGGAGACCGUGGAGGAGGUGCACAGUGCCCACCUGGAGAGCUCAGAGGUGACCAGUGUCCACCUGGAACCCACUGAGGUGACCGAUGUCCACCUGGAGAGCUCAGAACUGCCCAGUGUCCACCUGGAGAGCUCAGAGGUGACCAAUGUCCACCUGGAACCCACUGAGGUGACCGAUGUCCACCUGGACACAUCAGAGGUGAGCAGUGUCCACCUGGAGAGCUCAGAGGUGACCAGUGUCCACCUGGAACCCACGGAGGUGACCGAUGUCCACCUGGAGAGCUCAGAACUGCCCAGUGUCCACCUGGAGAGCUCAGAGGUGACCGAUGUCCACCUGGAACCCACGGAGGUGACCGAUGUCCACCUGGAGACCACGGAGGAAGUGCCCAAUGUCCACCUGGAAGUGCCCAGUGUCCACCUGGAGACCACUGAGGAGGUGUCCGGUGCCCACCUGGACACCUUGGCAAUGACCAGUGUCCACCUGGAGGUGCCCGGUGCCCACCUGGAGCCCUGUGAGGUGCACCUGGAACCCCCCUAGGAGGUGACCGAUGUCCACCUGGAGACCUUGGAGCUGCCCAGUGCCCACCUGGAGGUGCCCAAUGUCCACCUGGACAUAUCAGAGGCACCCAGUUCCCACCUGGAGAGCACGCAGGUGCUCAGCGCUCACCUGGAGACCAUGGACAUGUCCGAUGCCCACCUGGACACACCUUGGAGGUGCCCAGUGCCCACCUGGGCGUGUCAGAGGCGCCCGGUGCUCACCUGGAGAGCACGCAGGUGCCCAGCGCUCACCUGGACACACCUUGGAGGUUCUCUCUGACCACCUGGACACACCUUGGAGGUGCCCAGCGCCCACCUGGAGACACCUUGGAGAUGCCCAGUGCUCACCUGGACACAUCAGUGUCCACCUGGACAUGUCAGAGGUGCCCAGUGCCCACCUGGACACAUCAGUGCCCACCUAGACACACCUUGGAGGUGCCCAGUACCCACCUGGAGCCCCCUGGGUGCUCCUGGCCUGGGGAACCCCGUGCCCCACCCCGUGCACACCUGUGCCCGCAGGUGAGGGGAGUGCCGGGGGGUACCUGAGGGGUGCCAGGGGGUACCUGGGGGUACCUGAGCUCCCCUGCCCAGGUGAGGCCGUUCC
Camarhynchus parvulus is the source of this 4699-nucleotide messenger RNA. Its product is annotated as zinc finger protein 628-like. Lineage: Eukaryota; Metazoa; Chordata; Aves; Passeriformes; Thraupidae. The record is from RefSeq and is a predicted model, not a curated record.